AUGUCUAAUCUGAAAAAGUUUCUGCCCGACCUUCCCUCCCCUUCUUUCAACAUCAGUUCCGUAUCUCUUCUUCCGCCCAGUAUCAAGUACGCCUGGCAUGAAGGUUCUGCGAGCUCAAAAAGCACACCACCAGAGACGCCAUCAGCGUUCCGAUUCUUUGUACGAGAACCCCAAGACCAGCCGGUUGGAGACAGUUCGACAGUGGCCAGUCAGCCAGGUCGACCAAAGCUGAAUCUCGAAUCUGUGUCACCGCCGACUCACGGCCUCGAUGGUAAUGUCGAAUCACUUUUGUCACCAGUCAGCCCAGCCUCGACUAGGAGCCGGCCUCGCUCAAAUUCUGAAAGUUCACUAUACAUCAGAAGAAAGGUUUCAGGAGUGUCUGCAUUCGACGACAUUAGUGCAUUUGCAGAUGUCACCAGCAUGACAAACUCUCGGUUCAAGGCAAUCGCAGACAGCUUUCAGAACUCAUCCUUGCGGCUCCCGAAAAUGCCGACGAUGAGGCCGUUGCCAAAACGUCGUGUCUCGCCCCAGGCUAACUCGGGGGCAGCAGAAAGACCCGACAUCGUUGCUGCCACGGGAGACAGCACAGGGGCGCAAGAUCGCCAGUAUACUUCGAUCAAAGGCUCACAGAACGCGAAACAUGCCGUGCAGAUAGAGACUCCACAACAAAGAGCGCACCCGAUACUGACACAUGCGCUGUCCAAGACCACAGGCGAUCUAGUUGUCCUGGGUGGCUACCGUGGCUCGAUUCUCAGGUCAGCUCAACCUCCACAUCGACAGGUGUGGGUACCUGUAAAGGUUGGCUUGAAUCUCCGGAAGGUCGAUCUUGAGGUUGGCCUGUUGCCUGAAGACGAAGAGAAGAUGGAGGAGACCAUUAUACCGUCUGGCGUGCUAUCACAUAUUGGGCCGAUCGAUAUAUGCCGAAGGUUGCUCAAACAUAUGAGAAAAUGUCCGAACGCAUGUGAAGGCAAAUUGAGGGUUCAUGACUGGGGUUACGAUUGGCGACUUAGUCCGCACCUCCUCAGUGCGAGGCUUAUCAAGUUUCUAGAGUCACUGCCAUGCAAUCACCCGAACACUCCUCCGGACAAGCGCGGGGCUACUGUGCUGGCUCACAGCCUUGGAGGGCUGAUUACCCGGCACGCAGUGAACCAGAGACCGGAGUUGUUCGCCGGAGUAAUUUACGCUGGGGUACCGCAACACUGCAUCAACAUACUUGGUCCUAUGCGCAAUGGUGAUGAUGUGCUCCUCAGCUCGAGGGUCCUUACUGCCCAGGUCAACUUUAGUCUAAGAACAAGCUAUACUCUUUUGCCGGAAAGCGGUCGAUGUUUCAUUCAAAAGAACACGAAUAAGAGGUAUGACUUGGACUUCUUCGACGCUGACACGUGGGAUGAAUAUCGCCUGUCUCCAAUCAUCAAUCCUCCACUACAUCCGACCCAGAAAGAGGGAGACCGACGCAAGAGUAUCCUUACUGCUCUUUCAGAUAGUAUAGCCUCAAAUAAGGCAAGUUCGUGGUUUGGCGGACAAAGUUCGCCAUCUGCUGAGCCUACAGGAGGGAUAGGAGCAUCCGCGUCAAGGGUGGCGGACAAGGCAGGCAAGGCUGAACGACUGAUGGAAGGUGAUGGUACAGACGAAGUGGUCGGACCUACGAUGAAACAAUCCCAGCAUCGACCUAGUAUUGCAACAGCCUCCACAACACCCAAAGCCCUUGCAAAGGAAUAUCUGCGUCGUACUCUAGCCGAGAACCUCGAAUUCAAACAACAAUUGGUCUGCAAUCCUACUCACCAGGAGAACAACGCAUAUCCACCACACGCAUACAUGUUCGGCAAGACUGUUCCCACAGUGUAUGGAGCAAGGGUUCUUAACGAGGAAGCCAUCAAAUACACUGACGCAUUUGACGAUCUAGCAUUUGCUGCUGGAGAUGGCGUGGUUCUCGCCAGCGCCGCCCAAUUGCCAGAAGGUUAUCGCUGUGUGAAGGGAGGUCGAGUUGAGACUGACCGAGGCCAUGUAGGACUUAUGGGUGAUCUUGAAGGCGUGGGACGGUGCUUGGAGGCUGUCAUUGACGCUCGAACCAAAGGGGUCGGCUUGGGGAAAAAUCAGACAAACAAACGCUCGAUCGAGUCGCAGUGCAGUCCAGUAUGA
Messenger RNA from Exophiala viscosa, 2139 nucleotides. RefSeq lists its product as uncharacterized. Gene Ontology annotation, biological process: lipid metabolic process. The transcript has a single exon. Lineage: Eukaryota; Fungi; Ascomycota; Eurotiomycetes; Chaetothyriales; Herpotrichiellaceae. The coding region runs from base 1 to 2139 and encodes 712 amino acids. The record is from RefSeq and is a predicted model, not a curated record.